Molecule: messenger RNA, 583 nt
Organism: Guyanagaster necrorhizus
Lineage: Eukaryota; Fungi; Basidiomycota; Agaricomycetes; Agaricales; Physalacriaceae
Exons: 1
Coding region: 94-405 (103 amino acids)
Biological process (GO): RNA processing
Molecular function (GO): ribonuclease III activity
Source: RefSeq, a predicted model, not a curated record
UAGGUUCGUUCUCUUAUUUGGUCAUUCAUGACUUAGUGACACUCUUCCGUUUGAUACUUCUUCCCAACCCACAGCUGUACGAUUCUUGCCUGUAUGUACUCAGAUUCAUCACGCCAGAGCACCCCCAAUCCGACACUCAAACGCACACGCUCGUCUGAGCACGUCCAGCUGCCGCAACUAGAGCCAGAUACGUAUCUUCAAGUGUACACGCAUAGAUCACUCCGUCGGCCCUGUGCCACCACACCCGACGAGUAUGAAGACAACGAACGACUCUCGGUGCUGGGAGAGAAGGCCUUCGAUGCUGCAGUGACAACGGUGCUGUUCUAUGAACGUCCGUUGUUGGGGCUCCCUGAGAUGGAGGUGAGUUUGCGGCGCUUGUUCGUUAAAAUCCCUCCAUGUUCAUAGGAGACUAGGCGAAGAAAAAAGACAUAAUCUCCUGGAUGAAAAUCGACUCCUGGGUGCGACGCUAUCAGAUGCGAGAGAAGGUCAGAUGCCAUCCAGAUUUUUUCGAAACUCUACAUACUCCUGAAGUCAGUAUGCUCCAUGGACGCAUCCAUUGUUCAUCCAUGCUCAGUAUAUGAUU